Messenger RNA from Miscanthus lutarioriparius, 912 nucleotides. The record is from the annotation of a GenBank genome assembly. NCBI's taxonomy places the organism in Eukaryota, Viridiplantae, Streptophyta, Magnoliopsida, Poales, Poaceae.
AUGGGCAACGCGUUCGCGUGCAUGCCGCGCAAGGAGCAGCGGGGCGCGGCCUUGGUGUCGCGCAGCAAGCGGAUGGGGAGCGCGCGGUCGGCGCGCGGCGGGCCCAAGCUCACGCCCGCGGAGGAGGAGCUCCUGCACCGCCAGGCGCUGGCCAUGGCCAUCCACCAGCACCUCGACGCCGGCGGCUCCAUGUCGCGCCGCAUCGACGCCGGGGCCUCCCUGUCCCGGCGCAUGGGACCCGGCUCCACCAGCUCCCGCCGCCGCGGCGACCUGCCGGACUCCGUUACGAAUGCCAAGCCCGCCCCAAUUGUUCUGGAGAAUUUGGAAACAAAGAAAAUUGUCCUUGUUCAUGGAGAAGGUUUUGGUGCUUGGUGUUGGUACAAGACCAUCUCACACUUGGAGGAAGCUGGUUUAGAUCCUGUUGCCUUAGAUCUCACAGGUUCUGGCAUAGACCAUACUGAUACAAACAGCAUAGCUACAUUAGCAGAUUACUCCAAGCCAUUGAUUGAUUACCUUGAUAAACUUCCUGAAGAUGAGAAGGUUAUUUUGGUCGGCCAUAGUUGCGGAGGUGCAAGUGUGUCAUAUGCAUUGGAGAAAUACCCCAAAAAGAUAUCAAAGGCGGUGUUUCUUACAGCUACGAUGGUGAAGGAUGGCCAGCGGCCCUUUGAUGUGUUCUCUGAGGAACUCCGGUCAGCAGAUGUUUUCUUGCAAGAAUCACAGUUUUUAGUUUAUGGAAAUGGAAAGGACAAGCCUCCUACUGGGCUGAUGUUCGAUAAACAGCAGAUCAAGGGGCUUUAUUUCAAGCAAACACCUUCCAAGGUGAGUACAUUGUGUUCUACCAUUAUGCAACCAGAACCUGUUAAAAGAUGUAUUGUAUCCAGCAUUCUCAUGCCAGCCUGUAUUUCCAGUUGA